AUGAUGGGCGCCAACCUGGUCCUCGCCCUCAUCAUCGGGUCCACCUUCUACGACCCUCCAUCUUCUACGACCCCACGAGCCCCACCAACGAGGCGACAGCCGGCUUUGCCGCCAAGGGCUCGGCUCUCCUUCUACCACCCUGCCACGGAGGCUGCGGCCGGCAUCGUCGCCGACAUCCCCGUCAAGUUCGGAGCGGCCGUCGUGUUCAACCUGCUGCUCUACUUCCUCGCCGGGCUGCGGCGGGAGCCCGGGUAG
Molecule: messenger RNA, 255 nt
Organism: Lasiosphaeria miniovina
Lineage: Eukaryota; Fungi; Ascomycota; Sordariomycetes; Sordariales; Lasiosphaeriaceae
Exons: 2
Coding region: 1-255 (84 amino acids)
Source: RefSeq, a predicted model, not a curated record